AUGCCUCGCCCUCGACGACCUGGUGCGCCAGAGCCGAAACGCCGGAGCCGAAAAGGAUGCUGGCCAUGCAAAGCUCGCAAAGUGAAAUGCGGCGAAGAAAAACCCUCCUGUCUCAAUUGCCAAAGGCAAGGAGAGCCGUGCGACUACAGUGUUCGCCUCAACUGGGGUGGCCGAACCAAGCGGUCUUCCGUUGAUUCUCCGACUUCCACUUCGAGGGGACAUGGAGGUACGCUGAUUGGCUUUGCUGAGCCGAUGCGGAUCAGUGCCAUUGACUCGGCCGAUCUCCCCGCAUCAAUACUUUCAGGGAACAAGGCCCCUGCAGAUGGGUUCAUCAAUUUCAGAUCGGGAGACCUCGGCUCCCCAGGGGCCCUAUCGCCUAAUAGCGCUGCUGCCUUCGGCGUCUUCGACUCUCCGAAGCCUCAAGUGAUCUCAGACCAUGCGAUUUCUUCAUCUCAAGGAGAGGUUCAAUUUGCCACAACAUGGGCAGAGCAUUCUCCCGCAACUCCGGCCUCAUCGGGGUCCAUGUCACAGUACUCAUUUGGUCAGACCUUCCAUAACUCAUUCUCUCCUGCAGCAGACCAAGGAGUCGGUCUUCGAUCUCUUUCUGCGUUUGCAUUCCACUCAAGCUCGGUAUCGCAGCCUGUUUCCUUUCUUCGCAACUCAGUGGACAUGACCGGUCAUCCAUCUGAUGCAUCGUCCCAGCCGGGUCAGAUCGAUGCCCAGAUAUCUACAAGUCGUUCCUUGCCACAUGAUGACCAUGGUCUGAGUUUCUUAUUGAACGACCCUGUUGGACAGGAUGGCCCUUCUCAUGAAAUGACAGGCCACGGUGGAGUUUCGACAAUGCUGCUUCCAAGAUCCCAUGCAUCCCUCUCCCCUAGUCAUGACAGACAUACGCCUGGAUCAAACCAUGCACAAAAGCCUGAAUCGCUUCAUUCAUUACAUCAUUCCGAAAUUUUGAGUGCCGAUUCCAGGGAUAAAGACACCGAUCAUCCUGGAAGUGAAUCCCACGCCGCCCAAAGCAAAUGGCAGGCCUAUCUGACCAGUGUGACCGAUAACUAUGGCUUGGACAGCGGCCGUCCAGACCGGGAUCUGACCUUGAAUAAUGACCAUGCUGCGAUUGACAUUAACUCCGCGGUCGGCAAGGUCAACUCACAAAGUCGAGAUCGUGAAUCUUUCUCACCUACGUCGUUCCCUGGCUUGUCUGGCGUGCAAACAUCCGACUUUAGCGGUUAUUAUGCGUCUCCAGUUCCCAUUAACAUUCCUCGAUACUUGUCCCCUCUUCCCUCAUCAUUGCUGAAGAAUCCAAUCAACCUGUUGUAUUUCCAUCACUUUCUCAAUCACACGUCCAAAAUGCUGGUUCCGCACGAUUGCGACAACAAUCCCUUCGUGUCCGUGCUACCGUCGAUGGCAAUUUCCGACCCGAAUUUGCUGAAUCUGGUAUUGGCAUACUCUGCAAGCCAUCGAGCACGUUAUCUGGGCCAUGCGGAGCCGGUAACUCGCAUCGCGCAUUGGGUCAGCGAUGUUUUUCCAGCGUUGCGGGUUGCUUUAGAAGCAUCUAAAGAAGAAAUCACCGAUAGCCAUCUGGCUACGGCGAUCCUGCUCUUGUCAUUGAAGAUUGUUUGUCCUGGGACCUUUGAAGUUCCUAUCCCCUGGCAGAGUCAUUUGAAGCUCGCCAGAGAUUUGUUCAUUGCUCGCAGUGAUCGCAUUGCAAUGCCUGGGAAUCGAAUUGGCGCUUUCUUUGCUCGCUGGCUAGGAUAUAUUGACACCAUGGGCGCUCUUUCUUGCCGUCAAGCAGGUCCACCAUUGAUGUUGUACCACUCCGUUCUAGCAGAGUGCUGCCGUCCUCAAAGCCAUGACGAAUACUGCGUUGAUUGUUUCACUGGGUUUAGCCCUCGUACGGGGUUUUUCCUGCUCCGGCUUGCCCAGCUAGUUCAGCAAUGUGACAAUGAACGUUUCGACGAUAUGGGUAACUUCCAACGGGGAUGGCACCCUUCUGCAGACAUGGUGAUGGAGGCCCAGGCUGUGCUCGGGGAUUUCGAUGACCUGAACGAAAGAGUCCAUGCUGACCCGGACCAUCAUUUGGGAGCUGAGGCCGACGACAUGAUGGCCACAGAGGAAGCCUUUCGCUGUGCUGGGCUGCUUCAUCUUCACCGACGGGUGCUUGAAUCUUCGCCCGAUUCAUUUCCCGUGCAAGAUGCCCUGCGCAAGCUCGUCGGGGCUCUGGACCGUAUGCGCCUUGGUGCUUCAACCGAAGUGUGCUCACUGCUUCCCCUCUUCACCGCUGGGUGUGAAUCGCGCGAUUCCAGCCAACGAAUGAAAUUGCUCAACCGUUUCUUCGUGCUAGAGAAGUCCGGAAUGAAACAAAUUCAAAAUGCUCGGCAGCUGAUGCAACACUGCUGGGAUGACAAUCUGCCUUGGAUUGCUCUGGCUGAAGGGGAGUUCCUCGGGUAA
Molecule: messenger RNA, 2451 nt
Organism: Penicillium brasilianum
Lineage: Eukaryota; Fungi; Ascomycota; Eurotiomycetes; Eurotiales; Aspergillaceae
Source: the annotation of a GenBank genome assembly